Messenger RNA from Epinephelus lanceolatus (giant grouper), 3985 nucleotides. It is a transcript of the gene matn4, whose product is annotated as matrilin 4. The record is from RefSeq and is a predicted model, not a curated record. Gene Ontology annotation, molecular function: calcium ion binding. NCBI's taxonomy places the organism in Eukaryota, Metazoa, Chordata, Actinopteri, Perciformes, Serranidae.
CCUUCACAAAAACGUCUCCUUCUGUCGUUUUAAUACCUCCACACCAUCCCUCCACCACCUCAUUCCACCAGUGAGUAAAACCGAGGAGAGGUCACGGAGCGAGAGACGCAGAGCGACCCCACCAUCCUGAACGCAUUUUCCCGCCCGAGCGCUCAUUCAUCACGAGACGGCGAGUUUUCUCUGAGAGAAAAGUUGGGGAUAAACUUCAGCAAACCGUGACCUCACCUCUCUGAACUCGGGACAUUGUCUGUGUGUAACGGGACUUUCUGUUGCGGAGGCUGAGCAUCCAGCUGGUUCGCCUGCCUUACCUGUCCCAUCCGGCCGUCCUCGGUGCGUCGUGUCCCGCCAGCAGAGACCCCAGUUUGAUCCAGCUCCAGAGUCCAGCUGUGAGCGACCUGUCUGUUAGAUCAGUAUCAUCAGGAUGAAGAUGAGACAGCCGGGAGCUCUGUGUGGCUUCAUUCUGCUGACCCUGACUGUCCUCGCCACCGCCAGGCCGAAAGCAGGUCCGGAGCAGAAAUGUAAGUCUGGUCCAGUGGAUCUGGUCUUCCUCAUCGACAGCUCUCGCAGCGUCAGGCCACACGAGUUUGAGACCAUGAGGAAGUUCAUGAUCGACAUCCUUAACACCCUGGACAUCGGACUCAAUGCCACCAGAGUGGGAGUGGUUCAGUACUCCAGCCAGGUCCGCAGUGAGUUCUCUCUGAAGACACACGCCAAGCUGGACACCAUGGUGAAAGGCAUCAAUCAGAUCAUCCCCCUCGCUCAGGGUACCAUGACCGGACUCGCCAUCAGAUAUGUGAUGAAUGUGGCUUUCACGGCGGAGGCGGGUGACAGGCCAAAGGUCCCCAACGUCGCUGUGAUCGUGACGGACGGGCGUCCUCAGGACCGUGUGGCGGAGGUGGCAGCUGAGGCCAGAGAGAAAGGCAUUGAGAUUUACGCUGUGGGGGUGGCCAGAGCUGAUAUGGCAUCACUGAGGGCGAUGGCAUCACCACCUUUUGAAGACCACGUCUUUCUGGUGGAGUCCUUCGACCUCAUUCACCAGUUCGGUCUGCAGUUCCAGGACAAGCUCUGUGGUGUGGAUCUGUGUCUGGAGUCGGACCACGGCUGUGAGCACAUCUGUGAGAGCUCCCCAGGCUCCUACCACUGCCUCUGUCUGCCUGGAUACACUCUGAAUGAUGACGGGAAAACAUGUGCAGCCAUUAAUCUGUGUGCUGAGGGGAAACACGACUGUGAACAGAUCUGCGUCAGCUCUCCUGGUUCAUUCACCUGCGACUGCAACAAAGGAUACAAACUGAAUGACGACAAGAAGACCUGCUCAAUGAUCGACUACUGUUCGUUUGGGAACCACAGUUGUGAUCAUGAGUGUGUGAGUGUGCUCAAUGGCUAUCACUGCCGCUGUAACGAGGGCUACAGGCUGCUGGACGACGGCAAGACCUGCCAGGCCAUUGACCUGUGUGCUGAGGGGAAACAUGACUGUGAACAAAUCUGCGUCAGCGCACCGGGCGUCUUCACCUGCGACUGCAACAAAGGAUACACACUCAAUGAAGACAAGAAGACCUGCGCACCCAUUGACCUGUGUGCCGAGGGAAAGCAUGAUUGUGAGCAGAUCUGUAUCAGCGCUCCCGGCGUUUUCACCUGCGACUGCAACAAAGGAUUCAAACUCAACAAAGACAAGAAGACCUGCACAGACAUGAACCUGUGUAACACAGUGGAGCACGGCUGUGAGCACCAGUGUGUGAGCACUCCAGGAUCUUACUACUGCAUCUGUCCUGAAGGACAACUGCUGCAGGAGGACGGAAAGAGCUGCGGCACCUGUAAGUCAGCCAACAUCGACCUGGUGCUUCUGAUUGACGGCUCCAAGAGUGUCCGCCCCCAAAACUUUGAGCUGGUCAAAAAGUUUGUAAACCAGGUUGUGGACUCUCUGGAUGUGUCUGCACAUGGCACCAGAGUCGGUCUGGUUCAGUACUCCAGCCGUGUCCGGACAGAGUUCCCUCUCAACAUGUACCACACUGCUGACGAGAUCAAAGCUGCAGUCAUGAAGGUUGACUACAUGGAGAAAGGCACUAUGACAGGUCUGGCCCUGAAACACAUGCUGGAGAACAGCUUCUCAGAGGCGGAGGGCGCUCGUCCUUCCAGCCGCAACAUCCCUCGAAUUGGACUGGUCUUCACAGACGGACGCUCGCAGGACGACAUCACAGAGUACGCCAAGAAAGCCAAAGAAGCCGGUAUCACCAUGUACGCCGUGGGUGUUGGAAAAGCUGUGGAGGAUGAGCUUCGUGAAAUUGCAUCUGAGCCUGUGGAGAAACAUUUCUAUUACACCACCGACUUCACGGCCAUCAGCACCAUCGCUGAGAACCUCAAACUGAACGUCUGCCCAGAGGAGAGUCAGGGGGAGAUCGAGGUGAAGGAUCCGUGUGCCUGUGAGAGUCUGGUGGAGUUUCAGCAGGCCACCAUGAGCAGCCUGGAGCAGCUCACACAGAAACUGUCUGGGAUGACUGCUCGUCUGGAGCAGCUGGAGAACCAACUUCUCUCCAGGAAGUGAUCUAAUCAUCAUCACAGUGAGCUAACGGGACGCCACAGAGGGAGAAUAACAGAGUGAGGAAGAGGAGGGAGCAUCAGAAACCUUCCAAAUCGAUGGACAAAACCAAAGUGUCUUUUCACAAAGCCUUUGUAGCUUUCAGAUGGUCUGUUCCUCGUCAUGCUCAUGAGGACGACAUUUAUCUGAAAGCUUGUGACAGAAUCAUAAUUCUGGUGUAGAUGUAAAAGACCCAACUGUACACUUUUUGUCUUUUAAAAAAAAAGAAAAGAAAAAACAACAGAAACUUUCCCACACGUCACCAAGAGAACCAGCUGUUAAGAUGAAAAACAAAUGCUUUCAUAAAACAGAUGGAUAUUACAUUUCCAAGAUUCCCCAGAACAUCUGUGUUUUCGGUGUACCUACAUUAAGGAUGAAUUCAAGACUGUUUAACAUUUGUUACUGAUAGUCAUCAUGUAACACAUGUUAUAACAGUCGCACACACACACACACACACACACACACACACACACACACACACGGGUUUGUAGGCUAUCUUUGUAAACUAGAUGUAAUCAGUGUACUGUAGAUAUUAGAUGGAAGCACAAAAUAUUAUUCAGUGAAAAAUGUUCAUCACAGACUGUGUCAUUCACACACACACACACACACACACACACACACACACACACACACACACACACACCCUCCGUCUGUCAGUGCCCUGUUUAUACUUGAUCUGUUUUGUACGGUUUGUUAAGUUUUAUUAUGAUGUAUUUAUAGCAGAUUGUUUUUUUCUACCACAGUAGAAUAGCAAAUUUAAAUUAAAAAAGGAGUUAUAAAAAUGAAGUGUUGUUACCACUCCCAAUUUCAAAUUGGCUCGAGUCAUUUUCAUACAAAGUCAUUACUUGUUCGAUCACAGGUCUGACAGUUUCAAAGAGAAAAGCGGUUUGGAUUUAAAACAAAAAGGGACGUUAUAAAGUCUGAAGUGUCGUUCAUAAAGCUGUGGUCUGAGAAAAUGUGAUGAACCAAUUGUGACAGGACUCAGUAUUUUUUUAGUUAGAACAAAUAUGGCCUUACCUUUUAAAAAUCAAAUUCAUUCUCUACUGUGCACUUUCUAAAUUUUGUCUUACAGUGCCCUUAACAUGUCUGAGUAUUAGAAAUAAAAAAGUGUUUGAUAUUUUUCUCUUUGCCCUAAAGUGGUCCAUCACAUCAUCAGCAGUGUCUGAGCAGUCUGUUAUAAUCCAGUCACAUUAGACUAACAGGGAGGCCUCACAGGGCGCUGUAUGUAAAUUAACUUUGGUAGAUCAUCUCACUCUUGUAGUUUUGUAUAAAAAUAUACCCUUUUAUAUUUGAAUGUCUCUAUGUUUUUGUAUAUUUUCCAAUAGCUUUACCUUUUUUUACUUUUCUGAUGGAUCCCUGUAUUACAGCACAGAAGGCAAUAAAAGAGUGAACUUUUCACUUUUGAGUAACGUA